CCGUGAGAGGACGGAGGCGAGGUGGAAACAGAUCUCAUUGGCUCCCGCUGCUCCAUUUAAAGGAAUCCCACUAAUUUGUGCUUUAACAUCAGCCGGGAAGGUGUACCACGAACCGGCAUUUUACCGACACUCUCUCCAUGAACUCAUCGGCGUCUUAAAUGAGGAACUUUAAACGCUCGGUCGCUUUUUCCUUUCCAGAAUUUCCAGAUCCUCUGAAGUGGCGAUGUGCAGCCACUUUUAUAAACGUACGAGAAUCUUUUUAACCGAUCGACGUUUCCUAUUUCAGAAGAAACCACUUUAAGUAUGUCGUGCUUCGUUGCAAUUCAGUAAUGAAGAGGCAGAUUUCUCCGGUGCGUGCGGGAUGUCAGACCUCUGAAGGGUCACUUGGGGAUCUUAUUCUAUGCCCAAAGGAUGAAGACGUGAAUCAUUAACACUUUAUUGAUCAGAUGAUGUGUAAAUCUCAUAUUACUCAAGACGUGAGUGAGGAGAAACGUGUUUUUUGUAAGUACAUCAUAUUUUCCCCACGGUAUGGAGAGUUCGCCAUGCGCUCUUUCGGGAACGACUGCUGUAGGUAACUUUUACGCAAUGGAUUCAGGAGGGCUUGCAACAAGUUUUAGGGGUCGUUUAUCUUCUGGAACAUGAUUGUAGUUUACUGCGUGAUUUCGUGGUCAUUUAGCUAACAGCUUCGGGAUUUUGAAAGACUUGGAAGAGGGUUUUAUCAUUUUGAAUCGCACAAUCCGGAGCGGAUCUCGUUGGCUCUUAUGGGAAUUAAACACUCCUCCCGUUGUUUGCUCCUCAGGAGAAAAAUGGCGGAUUCGGAGAGCACCGAGCAACAGCCCCUGAGUGCCGCCCCAUCCCAAUCAGUCCAGCCAUCCCCUCUCCCCAAACCUGUGUCAUCGGUCCAUCACACCCAGCGGCCCACACACCCGUCCCACCCGCCUCACACCCCUCACUCGGCCAGCCUGCCUAGUUGCCCUGGCAGAGGAAAGAUGUCCAAGUUCCUCACCCCGGAUGAGAUGACCUCCAGGGAUUACUACUUUGACUCCUAUGCCCACUUUGGCAUUCAUGAGGAGAUGCUAAAGGAUGAAAUGAGAACGUUGACAUACAGGAACUCAAUGUACCACAACAAACACGUCUUCAAGGACAGGAUUGUGCUGGACGUGGGGAGUGGAACUGGCAUACUCUCUAUGUUUGCUGCCAAAGCUGGAGCCAAGCACGUGUAUGGGAUCGAAUGCUCGAGCAUAUCAGAAUACUCUGAGAAAAUCAUCAAGGCCAAUCAUCUGGAUAGUGUUAUAACCAUCUUUAAAGGAAAAGUGGAGGAGACGGAGCUACCGGUAGAUCAGGUGGACAUCAUCAUCUCAGAGUGGAUGGGUUACUCUCUUUUUUAUGAAUCCAUGCUCAACACGGUCAUCUACGCCAGAGAUAAGUGGCUGAAACCCGGAGGUUUAAUGUUUCCAGACAGAGCUGCUCUCUAUGUGGUGGCCAUUGAAGACAGGCAGUACAAGGACUUCAAGAUACACUGGUGGGAGAACGUUUACGGCUUCGACAUGACCUGUAUCAGGAACGUAGCCAUGAAAGAGCCGCUGGUGGACAUCGUGGACGCCAAACAAGUCGUAUCCAACGCCUGUCUAAUCAAGGAGGUAGACAUCUACACGGUAAAGCCAGAAGAACUGUCCUUCACAUCCUCCUUCUGUCUGCAGAUCCAGAGGAACGACUACGUUCACGCCCUGAUCACCUACUUCAAUAUAGAGUUCACCAAGUGUCAUAAAAAGACUGGCUUCUCUACAGCACCAGAUGCCCCGUAUACACACUGGAAACAAACAGUGUUUUAUCUGGAGGAGUAUCUGACUGUAAAAAGAGGAGAAGAGAUAGUGGGCAGCGUCACCAUGAAGCCAAAUGAGAAGAACGUACGUGACCUUGACUUUUCCUUUGAGCUGGAUUUUAAAGGGCAGUUAUGUGAAGCUGCUAUCGCUCACGACUACAAGAUGCGUUAAGUGUCCUGCAGGGGUCAAUAUAGGGGUCCCGAUGCCACUCAGAGAAGCAGGGACCACUCUGGAUCUUAACUACAGCACUGCUGGAUAGAGACACUGAAACUCGGACAGAAGCUAUUGUCUCCGAGAGAAUAGCCUUCAUUUGGAAGCGGGUUGGCACUUUUAGCAAUAGCAGCCUUGCCUUUGCCAACAAUAGCCUGCACUAGUAUGCCAUCUUUCCGACUGUUCAGGGGCCAACUUGCGCAUCCCUCUGCAAAACAAAAGAAUGUUACUGUCCAAUGAAUGUUAAGCAUUUGUUUAUGUUUGGUUAUGGUUUAGACGUGGAUGUUUUGGUUGAUGGAAGUUUGUGCCUCUAUAUCCCAAAUACUACGAAUAUUUCAGCUUUGUGUCUGUCUAGGGGAUAACUCCAUAAAAGCUGCAGCAGUAUUAAAAUGUGGUAGGGUAAGUGAUCUUGUAGGUUAUGAAACAAUAUCCAGUUCAUUCUCAAGAAACUGUGGAGUUUGUGAGAAAUGUUUAAAACGCUUUUAAAGUCUAGUUCCGUGCAAAAAUCUAACAAAUAUGAUGCAAUAAUCGCAAUCAUUUGCAUGAUACACCAGCCAAAGUAGCAAAUAAUGUGACCCAGUUUAACAUCAUGUUGCUGAAUUCAGUAGAAAGUCAAAUCGGACAUGCAUGCAAUAGCUCACAUGAAACUGAGUUUGCUGAGAAUGACCCGUCUAUCAAAAAAGGAUUUGGGCAUCAAUGUGUACCAAAUAUGAAAGUCAGCAGCUGAUAAAGGGAAAUAAUAAGUGACUGCAAUACGGUGAUGUGAUGAACUCAUAAAUUAUGCCGUGUAAGCUUGUGUUAUGUUUCUCUGGUGGCUUUAAUGCGAUAAGCAGCGUUAGUAGUAUUUCUAAUUCUAGAAAAAUUGCGUUUCCACUUGCAUCUGCUAUAAGCACAGAGGGAAUAAGCACAUAACACAUAUCAGAACAAAGAUGCAGUGUUGAACGUUUGCUCUGUCGGUGGUGAGAUCUCAGUAAACUGGACCCUCAGAUGGCACCUGCUGCCUUCCACCUGUGCUCUUAUCAGAGUCUUUGCCAAGGCGACAGAUUAUACUGUUCAUGUCCUCACCAAAGACAUUCAGUUGAAAUUUAGCAAAGCACACCGUCCAUUAUUCGUUGUAUUAAUGUUUCUGAUUAGUUUUUUUUUACCGUACGAAUUUAUCUAAUUUAAACGUUCCUAAUUUCAUGGUGGAAUGACACUUUCCAUGAAUAUGAUUUUAUGUAAAUAACUGGUUUCCUGUUUAAUAUGUUUUAAAAUAUGUUAAUAAUGUUUAAUAAUGUUUAAUAAUGUUUUAAAAUAUGUAAGAAAAUAUUUUCUUCAGUUUGUGGGAAAUUGUUUUAUAUACAUAACUACAAAGCAGUCUUUGCUCCCAAACCAUCUAUCCCAUUUUGAAUGUUGUAAGUUGACAUAAAAUUCAUAGUCAAAUAAUAUUUGAUUUAUCUGACUGAUGAUCAACAAAUAUGAUCAAAAAAUGCAGUUUGUGUCUGCUCUUUUUUUUUAUUUUGUAUUUAUGGAAAGUGUCAAUUAUUGUGCAGUAUUAGGAAAUGUGAACACAUUUUUGUGCGACAAAAAAUCUCAAUAGCAUCUCUAGAUUUAUCAUUGUUUGUUUUUGAGUUGUGAGGUUUAUGUAAAAAAAGAUUUAUUAUUUAUUUAUUGAUAUUUAUUUUUGUGUCACAAUAUGGAAAGCAAUUAUAAUAAUAGUAAACAAACUAGCUUAAAAUAAAUUAAAACUAUUUAUUGUAGGUGUACAAUAGCAUGCUCGUGAAGAGGUUUUGGCUGUUUAUAGAACAAGUUGAUGUAAUGACAGAUGAAACAUGGGGGUGAUGUAUAAAACUAAAGUAAAACAUAGAUGUCAUCAUGGGUCUAUCAUGAAUACAUUUUUAAUAAUAAACUAAAACUAAAGUCUUUCCUGAAAAAUGUGUGAUGUAAGAUGGUGGUUGUUUGAAUUAAAAAUAAAGUUAUUUGUCCACUUA
This is a messenger RNA of Triplophysa rosa, 4003 nucleotides long. It is a transcript of the gene prmt8a, whose product is annotated as protein arginine N-methyltransferase 8-B. The coding region runs from base 762 to 1994 and encodes 410 amino acids. NCBI's taxonomy places the organism in Eukaryota, Metazoa, Chordata, Actinopteri, Cypriniformes, Nemacheilidae. Gene Ontology annotation, molecular function: protein-arginine N-methyltransferase activity. The transcript has 10 exons. Gene Ontology annotation, cellular component: plasma membrane. The record is from RefSeq and is a predicted model, not a curated record. Gene Ontology annotation, biological process: peptidyl-arginine methylation.